CGGCGCCCGUGACGGCCAAAGCCAGCUGCUCGCCCCUGGCCAUCCUCCCAUCCGUCCUGCAAUCCAUCCAGGAGCUGACUCUGCGAGUUCGCUCCAGGCGCCGCGCGCGCGCCCAUGGUCCUGCUCACCACCGCGUCCCUCAAGGGCUCCUUCCGUACCGCCAGCAGCACUCGCUCCUCCGCUACCUAUGUCCCGACGGAAAAGUCGGUUCGCGCCCCCCGUGCACCGCCCUCCGAUCCUACGGCCCUGCGAUGGUUCUGCAUAAUCCUCCACGGCCUCCUCGUCCUCGCCUUCGUCACCCUCCUUGGCUUGGUAUUAAGGGGACACGACAAUCUAUAUGCAGCCGACGUUGCAGCAGGGCAAUACAUAUCCAAGACACCCACCAUUGCCGCUACCCUCAUCGCCACGGCCUACCUGAUAGGCUUGAUCUACCUCACCCAGCAGCUCGCCCUGCGCGACAACUUUUUGCGCUCGAAGAAUCUUACACAAAUUCACGACCGGGCCGCGGCAUGGUACGGUCUCGGCGCCGCGCUGCACGGUCUCACCCAUCAAGCCCGCGCGCGGAACGCGCUGCAUUCGGCCCUCGCCAUCGCCGCAUAUCUCCUAUGCCUUGCUAUCGUGCAGGUCGUCACGCCGCUGCUUUUCGACACGGAGAUCGUAUGGGACCCAGCAAGGUUGAAGGAGGUACCCUCGCGGCUGGUGAUGCCCAAUACAGACGCGUUCCAGCUGGAUGGCGAAAAUUCGCCAUGGGCAUCGACGAUGGCUAUGCUGCCUUAUCUUUCCUCGUUCGGUUCGCUUGGGAUCAUCAACUCAACCGUGUAUGCCGUACUCGACGAUAACAAUGGUAUCGGCAUGGCCGCCCUGCCAGCAAUGACGUUCAACGUCACUUGCGGCACUAUGAGCGUCAAAUCCGUCAUUCAUGGCACGGUGGACGACGAUGGGGUGUACGAGGUAGCCGCCUAUGGUGACGGCUACAAUGCGACGUUCGAAGUCAUGUCAACUUGUACGUCCCUAUCCCAAGAUUGCAGCGCGUCCCUUACCGGGUCUUGCAGAUGAUAACGUACUGAAGAACGCGGAGGUCACACUCGAGGACCCCGUGCUGCACACCGAAGCAACCCUUGGCCCCGAUGCUGUUUUCUACUCUAGUUUCAACGUCACUGGCCUUGAUGGGACCGACCUCGGAACUUCGAUAGGCGGCAAUAGCGCCGCAUUGAAGCACGACGAUCAGACUGAGGCGUACUGGGGACCGCCGAUACAGCUCAUUGGCUGCAGUCUGAGCGUUCGCAAUCACACCGUUAUCGUCGAACCCCAAUCUAAGCUGCC
Schizophyllum commune H4-8 is the source of this 1323-nucleotide messenger RNA. RefSeq lists its product as uncharacterized. The transcript has 4 exons. The coding region runs from base 115 to 1056 and encodes 313 amino acids. NCBI's taxonomy places the organism in Eukaryota, Fungi, Basidiomycota, Agaricomycetes, Agaricales, Schizophyllaceae. The record is from RefSeq and is a predicted model, not a curated record.